Episyrphus balteatus (marmalade hoverfly) is the source of this 1569-nucleotide messenger RNA. RefSeq lists its product as uncharacterized. The transcript has 3 exons. NCBI's taxonomy places the organism in Eukaryota, Metazoa, Arthropoda, Insecta, Diptera, Syrphidae. The record is from RefSeq and is a predicted model, not a curated record. The coding region runs from base 356 to 1366 and encodes 336 amino acids.
UGGAUAAAAACAGUCAUAAUCUUUCGAAUUUUUCGUUUACGUUAACAACAAGCCCUUCAAAAGAAAGGUAAUUUAAAAAGCAACAUUUCCUCAUCAUUAUCUCAAAAAUGUCAUAUUUGACUUUUUUGCACUGAGGGUGCGAUGUAUUUCAAAAUCUAGUACUUUUAUUCCGUUGCAAUCAAGUGUAAACAAACCCUAACGUAAUAUAUCAUUUCGAUUCGAAGCGGGUGCUUUUACGUUACGUUUACGUAAAUUAAUGAACUGAACGUAUACCAUGCAUACGAAACGUCAUUCGAUAAGUUGUAUUGUUCUCUCGUGUUCGUAGAAAAAUCACGAUUAUUUAUUAUUAAUUAUAAUGGAAAAACAAACCAGAAUGACAAAUGCAAACAAAUUAAAUGCAAUGCAAAAAACUAUAAUGGCUGAAUUUAUGGGUUCCCAUCCCAGUCUGGCACAAAACCUUAUCACAACUUGUGCUAAGGGAAGAGCCAUAGCCGAAAAACUGUGGGAUACUUUAACCAAUAAACUAAACAAUGCUGGUCCUCCAAUUAAAGAUGCAAAAGCAUGGAAGAAAGUAUUCGCCGACCAAAAGUAUCAGGCAAAGAAAAAAUUAUCAUUUAACAAGACUCUGAGGAAGAAAGGCAAUGGUGAUUAUCUGUGCGAACAAAAACGACUAUCUGUUGCCAAUCAGCUAAUACUAGAAGCCAGUGGCGUUAAGUUGGAAUCGCUAGUAUAUAAAAACACAGAGUCACAUUCCAGCACAGCAUCACCAGUUUCUUACAACGAAAAUGGGAAUACUGAAAUUAAAAUUGAAAUAGAUGAUUCCAUGAAUUCACUUGAUUCACUUUGUUACGUUGAUACAACGAACAGGGAUGCAGAACAAUUGGAAUAUGAAGAUGAAAAGACAAAUGAUACAGUGGGAAUACAGAAUACGUUCAGCCAAGAUGAUUCCAUUCAAUCAUUGGUCAAUAACUCACUGCAUCAAGAAGAGCAACAGGAAGAAGAAGAAAAAAUACAAAUUACCAACAUAUACCAUGUUGAAGAUUUCAAUAAACGAAAACUUAACUACAAAGAUGAUUCUAUUGAUGAAGUGGUUCCGAACAUCAGAAAUGAUAAUAAAAAACAAAAACUUGACCAAGACGACAAUACAAGACAUAAAUUGGUUCAUGAAAUUACCAAUUCAGUUACAUCAGAAUUCCAAAAGAGAAUCGAAACUAAACUAGAUCGAUUACUUGAUAUUCAGGAAAGAAUGUUGCAAAUUAAAGAGGAAAAACACAAGAGUGUCAUUGCAUUGAAUUUGAUUAAGUUGCAAAUUAAAACUAUGGAACUUGAUAAGCUCAAAUUGAAAGCGACUUCUUCUCCUCAAUAAAAAUCCAUUAAAUUCUGUUUUUCGGAGUUUUGAAUUUACAAAGAAAUGCCAAUGACAACCAAUUAUUUAUUUACUUUUGUGUUUAAGUCAGAGAUGUUUUUAAAACGUCAAAAAAGUAUCUAAUUUAAAAUGAGUGUUGCUGUGGCAUUCUUUUAAAUCGGAGGAGAGAGUCGCAUUUAAGUAGUGUAAUUUGUUUUAUUGUA